Leptopilina boulardi is the source of this 1349-nucleotide messenger RNA. RefSeq names its product 3-hydroxyisobutyryl-CoA hydrolase, mitochondrial-like. The coding region runs from base 128 to 1168 and encodes 346 amino acids. Gene Ontology annotation, molecular function: 3-hydroxyisobutyryl-CoA hydrolase activity. Gene Ontology annotation, biological process: L-valine catabolic process. The record is from RefSeq and is a predicted model, not a curated record. The transcript is spliced from 8 exons. Lineage: Eukaryota; Metazoa; Arthropoda; Insecta; Hymenoptera; Figitidae.
UUUUUUUAAAGUUUUAAAUAUUUAAAAUAAUAAAUAAAAAUUUUAAUUUUUUGUUAAAAACAAAUUUUUUUCAGAGAAAUUGCUUCGAAUUUUUAUUUUAUUAAUAUAUUAAUAUAUUAACGCCAAUAUGUUUAAAAAUAUUUUCACAAAAUUACCCAAAAAAUAUGUCGUUAAAACAAACGAUAUAAUUAGAUAUGAACGUUGGUAUUCAGAUUUGACAAAAGUAAAUAAAGGAAGGAAAUAUGACUUUGCAGAAAACUACGUUUUAAAAAAGGAUAUUGGAAACAUGGGCACUAUUUAUCUCAAUAGACCUGAUAAACUUAAUUCAAUGAAUUGGUCAAUGGUAAUUUUAAUGAAUAAAAUACUUGAAGAAUGGGAAACUUGUAAAACACAUGUCGUUUGGAAAAGUAAUGUUAAAAAUGUAUUUUCUGUUGGUGGUGAUGUAAAAACAUUUCAUAUUAUGUCUGGCUUGGAUACAGGCUUAAGAUAUGGAAUAGAAGUUACAAAAUUUUUUCACAAAUUGUGUUAUUUUGUUGGAACUUAUAAAAAACCUUUUAUUUCAAUUUUGGAUGGUCUCUCUUUCGGUGGAGUUACUGGAAUUGCCAUAAAUAGUAAAUUUUCAGUAGCAACAGAAAAUACAGUAUAUGCCACUCCAGAAACAUCAAUUGGUUCUACUCCAGACGUUGGUAAUUUAUAUAAAUUAUCAAAAUUAAAUAACAAUCUUGGUUUAUAUCUUGGCCUCACUGGAUGUAAAUUGACGGGCAGUGACGUUUUCUUGACUGGCAUGACAACCCAUUUUAUUCCUUCUAGUCGAAUAAAUUUAUUAACGAAAGAAUUAACAGAAUCCAAUGGCUCAGAUAUUAGUCAGAUAUUAAAACAGCACCACAUGAAAAAUUUGCCUAAUCAAUCUAGUUUUGAGCCUUACAUGGAAAAAAUCAAUCACUGCUUUUCUGCUCGGACAGUUGAAGAAAUAAUUGAUAGAUUGAAUGAUGAUAAUUCAGAUUGGAGUAAAAGAACAGUGAAAAUUCUAACGAGAAAUUCGCCAACAGCUUUAAAAAUGACUAAAAGAGCAUUUGAUCUUGCCAUCGAUAAAGAAUUUAAAGAUUGUUUAAAAAUGGAAUUUAAUUUAUUAUAUGCUUCCUUAUGUACUGACUUUAGUGAAGUUUAAUUAUUCUUAUAUAGGUAUUCGCGCACAAUUAAUCGACAAAGAUAACGAACCUAAAUGGCAGCCAAAAACUCUUAAUGGUGUUACUGACGAAUACAUUAAUCAAUUAUUUUCCAUUGUUCCAUACUAUGAUCAACUUGAAUUGUGACUUUUUAAAAGCGAAUGAAAGUAUAAAAUUAAUCAG